UCUCUCUAUCACCACCCCCACUGCCCCAAUGCCAAAACGGUUAGGAGGUCCCAACCAAACCACCCACCCCUUAAUCUGGUGCGUCUCCAUCGUCUGCGCCAUACUAACCGUGCUCGUCAUCAUCGGUGGCAUCGUGGUCUUCAUCGGGUACGCCACCCUCCGCCCCAAGGUGCCCCAAGUCAGCGUCGAACGCGCCCAAAUGGACACCAUCUACUUCGACCAAUCCAACCUCAUGAUGCUCCAGGCCACCAUCGUCAUCAAGGCCGACAACGACAACAUCCGGGCCCACGCCAGCUUCUACGACAUGGCCUACACCCUCAGCUUCCGCAACCAGAAGAUCGCCAUUCUAAAGGCCGACCCCUUCGACGUCAAACCCAACCACUCCCUCGAGCUCAACUUCGUCGCACAGUCCCACUCCAUACCGCUCAACCAAGAAGAGGCCGACGCGAUUAACUUAUCGUUGGAGCAGAGUGUGGUCGAUCUCGACCUCAGAGGGAUGUCGAGGACGAGGUGGAAGCUCUGGCUCAUUGGCUCGGUUAAGUACGCGUUGCAUUUGGAUUGCAAACUCCUUUUGCCGAUCAAUCACACCACCAUACAUCAUCCACCAGCUUGUACUUCAAGAAAUAGUUGAAGAGAGGAAUCCUUUUUUCUUUUUCAUUAAAAUAGGAUCCUCUUUCUUAAU
Molecule: messenger RNA, 682 nt
Organism: Salvia hispanica
Lineage: Eukaryota; Viridiplantae; Streptophyta; Magnoliopsida; Lamiales; Lamiaceae
Product: late embryogenesis abundant protein
Biological process (GO): defense response to other organism
Cellular component (GO): plasma membrane
Source: RefSeq, a predicted model, not a curated record